AUGACGACGUUGGACACAGGUCCUCGCAGUCGAUUCCGGGUCAGCCGGACCUUAUUUCUGUUGUUAUUUUGGUUGACAGUGCUUGGAGCAGAUGAGGGUGCCUUCAAACAGGACCCCAGCGUGCUGGCCGUCUUCAGCGGCCACUUCGAAGGCCGGGAAGUGGAGCUGGAGAAGCUGGUAUGAUUCAAACGGUUCCAAGGUUAAAUUACGAAAUAUUUGCAGAUAAUGGACCCUCUCACAAACCGGCUCUACGUCGGCGCUGUCAAUCAUUUGUACGAUCUCUCGCCGGUCGAUUUGAGCAUUCGGGAGCAAGCCUUGACUGGCCCCAAACCGGAUUCGCUGAUGUGUGCAGGUAAUGACAAAAAUUGAAAAAAAUUUACAAUUUAAAACAACUUCAAUUUUAAAAUUUAAAAAAUUUUUAAUUUUUAAAUUUUUUUUUCAAAAUUUCGAACUCUAAACUUGAAAACAUUUCGCUAGUUCACAAACAAUGCCAUUCUGUACCCGACGUCACCGCCUUCUAGUAUUCUGAUUCUGACGAACCGGAAUCGCUUUCUAAUUACCCUAGCUUUUUGUUUCUUUUCGAACAUGUACAGAUUUACAUUUUAAAUAAGCUAAUCCCGAAGUUGGUUCCGGAGAUUCCCUCGGACUGUGAUUAGCCUUCCGGAACAAGCGGCGGAUGUCACUGUCGAAAGGGAACAAGGCUAACUACGGCCUUGAUUGCGUGGCCAUCCUCGUCGUAUCUGCCCCAAGCAAACAAAUCUCUGUGCCUUUCCGCUUCUAAUAGUAAAGUCAGUGCCGUAGGGAGGGAGAUAGAUUCAGAUGUUCACAACAACAUAAUCACAUAAAUAUGUAGUAUAACAACAUAACCAUGUCUAACAGUUAAUAGGGAAACACAAUUUGAUUUAGUAGGUUAACAUUUCUAAUCGAUCACAAAGAAUGGCAUUUGUAUCUUUUCUUAAAAAACAAUACUUUCUUAAAGAUAAUACUCCCAAACAAUAUUAUAUUAGUUCAAUGCCUUUUAAGGAAUCAGAGUAUAAUAUAAAAUUAGUUAACAUGACCAAAGUUUACUUUCAGAUACGUUACGAAGAUGUACUGAGCCAUUAUCUCAAACGAAUUCGUACACAAAAGCUUUGGCCAUCGACCAGGACUCAAAUAAGCUGAUCGAGUGCACCAGUUUGUACCAAGGAAGAUGUCGAGUCAGAAAUCUGUCGAACAUUGGGCGUGAAGCUGACGUCAAAAGCUCGAGGCCGGGUCUUGUAGCUAACGAUCAGCGAUCUUCUACAGUAAUAUUUGUGGGUACAGGACCCAACUCAGCCAGUUUGAGUAGUGCCAACCAACCAUCCAAGGUUCUGUAUGUAGCCUCGACAUAUGUUUCCAACCAGAUUGGCAUACGUGAUGCUCUCGACGUGCCGGCUGUGUCAAGUCUACUGCUCGAUCCUGGUCGAUUAUUUGAAUAUACGGCCAAAGACAUCUCGUCUGGCACACUAAUGAAGCUGGAUUACAUUAAUCGACCGAACUUCCAGUAAGUUGUUAUCAGUUUAAUGUCAGUUUCUGUUUAGGAUUCAUUACAUUGGCGGCUUCGAAGCCAAUGGAUUCGCUUACUUUGCCACACGACAGCCAAAGUACUCAGGUGAAGGUCAACCUACGAUAUCAAAGUUAAUACGAGUAUGUACAGCUGAUGCAGAUUUCUACAGCUACACUGAAGUGCCGUUGGAGUGUACGAAGAAUGGAGUCAACUACAAUCUACUACAAGAUGUAUAUCUUGGUAACCCUGGCUUCGACUUGGCCAAUGAUUUGGACGUUAAGGUGACGGACCAAGUACUAUUCGGAGUGUUUACUCGAGGAGAAGGACCAGAAAGGAAUGUUUCCAGUCGAGAUUCAGCCAUUUGUCUGUAUCCGAUCAAACAAAUUGAAGCCAAGUUCUUUGAGAACAUUCGAGAAUGUUACAAUGGAAACACCAAUACAGUAAGUCUUGAUAUUACCCAUAUUUUGAGUUUCAAACUUUUGAUACAACAUAACAUUACCUAAAUUUAUAUUUGCAGAAUCUACCGUGGUUCAACUCGGACAAGAAGUGUUCCCAGACCAAAUAUCCAGACUCUGAAAUCAUGUGUGGCAAAGAUGUUAACAGUCAUAUCGGUGGUGAAAUCCCCAUCAUAUCACAAGCCUCGUUAUCAGAACAAAGUGUUCAGUUCACUUCAAUUGUCGCAACAUCAGUUCAAAGCGCUACAGUAGCCUUUGUAGGUACUCAAAAUGGUCAGAUUCUGAAGAUUAUUCUCGAAGGAAACGCCAAUUCGAGAGUUUACAAAAAGCUACAGCUGACUGACGGUAAUCCUCUACUACAAGAUCUUGAGUUGGAUGAAAAGAACGGUCUACUGUACGCGAUGAGCAGGAGCAACGUCUACAAGGUCAACAUCAGACAGUGCACACCAGCUACAGACUGUCACAGCUGUUUAGAAGCCGGAGAUCCCUUCUGUGGAUGGUGCAUGAGACAAUCUCAGUGUGUGACGGAAGAAGGAUGUAUUGGAGGAGAGAUCCGAGAUGCCAACAACCAGCGAAUCGGUACCAUUCCUGCCAAGAACGACUGGUUCAACUACAGGUCAGGUCGAUGUCCUCUGAUUCGAUCAGUGGAACCUCACGAACAACAAAUAACUUCCAGCAAGGUGUUGAGCAUAGUUAUGGACAACCUCCCAUCGUCGUUGGAUGGCUUCAGCUGCUCGUUUGUGUUCCCCAACCAGCAGACCUUCAAACUGCCGGCUUCUGUCAUGUCAAAUGGAGUGUCAUGUCCAACACCAACUCGAGCUGACCUCAAGACUCUCGCUUCAGCUGAGAAACGUGCCAAAGAAGGGCUACAAGCCAAGCUGACGGUGAUGAAGACUCACGACAACUCUCCUCUCGCUUCCACCAACUUCACCUUCUACGACUGUCACCAGCUACAGACUUGUACUGAAUGUGCUUCUAGUCGGUUUCCUUGUGAUUGGUGUACCAUUAGCAACAAGUGUGUACCAAACGCAGAAGAUGUGUGUCAAGGAGAACCAUUGGUGAACGCCAUCAACAGACAAGGGCCGUCGUCCAGAAGGGGACCGGAAUUCUGUCCUAGAUUCACUCCAGUCCAGCCAGCAUCUGAAAUCUUUGUUCCCUCAGGUCACAGAAGAAAGCUGACGUUGAGAGUUCACAAUGUGCACACUUCGAUGAGGAACUUCAAGUGUCAGUACACAGUAGACCAAUCAACCCACGAACGACCGGCUACCAGAUCUGGAGACACGAUUCAGUGUGAUGAACUCCGAUUUGAGUACUUCAGCCGCGGUUACGGUAACGGAACAGCUCGUGCCGACUUCUCAGUGGUCUGGUGGCCAGAUUCAGCUCUUACCCAGUCGACUGGCGGUGUGGCUAGUGUAUCUUCGUUGAUAUCAUCAGCAUUGUCAGCUCCUAGAGACCCAGUCGUCGCUCCUGUCGCUUCUUCCGGUCGAUCCAGAACAAUUACAGUAGGACCUGGCUUCAAAUUAGACAAUUCAGAUGACUUCCAUGUUAUCAUCUACAAGUGCGACCAACUGGCUACAAACUGUGGAACUUGUCUGGGACUACCUACAGACGACUUUGAGUGUGGAUGGUGCUCGGCUGAUGCACGAUGUUCACAUUCAGAUUCCUGCACGAUCAACGACAACCACUCCUGGCUAGCGAGAACGAGAGGAUCGCCUUCUGACCUGCGAUGUCCCUUCCCCAAGAUUGACUCGUUCUACCCCAAGAAAGGCCCCAUCAAUGGUGGUACCAAAAUCACAAUUAAUGGAGUCAACUUGGGACUGGACUAUCACCACGUCAAAGACGCAGUUCGAGUAGCCAACGUGAAGUGUGACGUGUCAGAACAUGAAUACGUUCCUUCCCAGAAGAUCGUAUGUCACACACGAUCUCCAUCUCAGCGACAAACCCAAGCUCAGCACGUUGUGAUCAAGUUGAAGGACGAUUCUCAGUACACUGCCGUUUCUAACGACACCUUCAUGUACGUCAACCCCAAGAUUCAGUCGUUCCGACCGUUCCGUGGUCCGCGAGCAGGAGGAACUGACAUCACUCUGAUUGGAGAAGACCUCGAUUCUGGAGCAGCCUUUAACUUAACGAUCGGGAAUGUCCCGUGCCAAGUGUUUCAACGUUCCAGUACUAUGGUGGUAUGUCGUACUGGACCGUCACACAACGAAGGCACUGAGUAUGUGGUUGUAAACACAGAUGGAACUCAAGUCAAGGUCGACAAUAUCCAGUUUCAGUACACGUAAGUAUACCUAUAUAACUGAAUUACUUUACAUCUUCACUUACAAUAUUACUUUAUUCUACGUUUAAAACUUACGUAUAAUAACUUUUUAUUAUAGUCAGAAUCCGAUUGUCGAUGGAGUAACUCGACCAGUAAGUAUCGUAUCAGGUGGCAUUGCUGUAGAUGUGUUCGGAAAGGGCCUCGACUUGCUACAGAGACCUCGGAUGAUCGUGACUCAUGAAGACAAGGUAUAUGUUGGUCAGAAGUGUGAAGUGAUUGAUGAACAUCUAAUGGUAUGUCGUGCUCCUGGGCUGGAUGACCUUCCAAUGCACAGAAGAGCUUCACUUAGUGUAGAUCGACCACUUUUGGCAGACUACGGCUUCGACUUGGAUGGUCAGCUUACUGGGUAAGUUAUAUUCUUCAUCAUAAUAUACUGUACAUAUUGUUGAUUGCGUCAAGAAUUAGAAGUGAUUGUGUUAUUGACAUAUCAGUCUUUCCACUAAAGAAUUACACAAAAUCGCAAACCCCAAUUUGAGGGAAUCGCUGUCGCGCCGAGAGUUGGGGAAUGUCGCGCGACAUACAGCGAGUCGUGCGACAUUCGCUUGCACCCUGCGACAUCAAAAGAAGAAUCGCAAUGUCGCAAGGUGCAAAACCUUGCGACAAGUUGUCGUAUCGCGGUUUAAAGGGCGAUGCGACAGCGUGUCGCUGUUAUCGCAACGCUCAAGUCACCAUCGUGUUCAAUGGAAGGUUUGCGACAAGUUUUCUUUGACUGUCGCAAGCCCCUUGACUUCUGCGACAACGGACCGGUGCGACAACUGGAGGCUUGCACUGUGCAGUCUUUCCAUUAUCGUUUGGGGUUGCAAGCGAUCGCGGGGGAAUCUGCACUGUGCAGGGGAAUAAAAAAGGGCGCGAUUUUCCCAGGGACUGCACUGUGCAGUUGUGUAAUUCUUUAGUGGAACGACUGAUAUAUUGUGUUUCAGAAACCUGACGAUCGAGCGUUCUCUGCCUAAGCUAACCAUCUACGACGAUCCCCGUGUCGUUCCAUUCGGUGAAGUCUUAACGAUAAAGCCUUCUGGAGACCUUGUCAUUAAAGGAGCGUCGCUGAAUGUGGCAGCAUCAACCCGAGAUGUGAGAGUAGUCGUCGAUGGAAAGCCUUGUAAUGUGACAGCUUUGGCUACGAGUACCCUGACCUGCCAGCUACAUCCUGACCUCUCGGAUGAUGACAUGGAAGUGGUUGUUUUCAUUGGUCAGCGUUCAGAAACAGUCGGUGUAGUCUCUCAAAGCAUGCACAACUCGUCCUCCAGUCUUUAUGUGAUUGCCUUUGUCUUGGCCUUCAUCGGCAUAUUCAUGAGUAUCACGCUGGUAUGUUUGUACAGAAGGAAGAACACUUCUCACAACAAGCAGCUACGGUACCUGAAGAACCAGAUGAACUCCAUUGAGAUCAAAGUAGCUCAAGAAUGCAAAGCAGCCUUCGUGGAGCUACAGACAUCGAUGAAUGCCAUUACUCAUAGCGUCCCUCAAGGAGGUUCUGUCAUCCCUUUGCUAUCGUACAAGGAUUACGCUGCUAGAGUAAGUCACAGUUUUAAGUUUCAAUUAGAUACGAAAUGCUUGUAGAGGUUGAAACAAGUUCCUAACCACUAAUCUCCUUCAGAUUCUGUUCCCACAAAACUUUGUCAACCAUCCGGUACUAUCAGAACUAGCUGUAGAAGCCGAACGCGCUGAAGCCAUCGAGAGUGGCCUACGGCAAUUGAAUCGUCUGUUACUCAAUCCUAACUUCUUGCUGUCGUUUGUGAGAACGAUUGAUGAGAACAAGUACUUGCUACUGAAGGAUCGUGUCUACGUGGGGUCUCUGAUCAUGGUGAUACUGCAAGUAAGUAUUCUUUAAGGUUUUUUUUAUAAAAUUCGUUUUAUAAAUUGUACUUAAACCCAUUUUACACUAAUUGUGUUUUAGGGCCACAUGGAGUACUGUACUGAAAUCCUGAAGAUUCUCCUCAAAGAACUGAUCAGAAAGAAUCUUGACGGUAAAUUCCAGCCAAAGAUUCUGUUCAGAAGAGCAGAAAGCGUAGCCGAGAGGAUGCUCAGUGCUUGGUUCUCUUUCCUUAUGUACCGAUUCCUGGAUCAAGCUGCUGGAAAAGAACUGUACCAGUUGUACUGGUCGAUAAAGCAACAAACAGAAAAAGGACCUCAAGAUGCUUUGACAAUGGAUGCACGGUACUCGUUGUCGGAAGAGAAGCUACUGAGGAGCUCGAUUGAAGUGAACGAACUGACAGUAUACGUGCUCAACGAUGGUACUCCUGGUGCGCUCUAUGAUGUACCAGUGAAGGUACUAGACUGCGACGCCAUAAGUCAAGUGAAGGAAAAGUGUUUGGACGCCAAGUACCGUACUACACCGUUCUCUCAACGUCCACACCCCAAUGAAAUUGACAUGGAACUAAGGACACCAACCCAUCGUAUGCUACUACAAGAUCUUGAUGCUACGUCCAAGGCGGAAAACGGCAUCUGGAAAUACAAUACUUUGGCCCACUACAAAAUCGAGAACAAGGCUACGUUAGCCUUGAUUCCGAGACCGGCAUCUGGGUCUGUCUACAACUUGUCAAUGUUAAGUGACAAAUCAGACAAGAGUUCUCCACUGAGCAUUCACAACAACUCUCUACAUCAAAGUCACGGUCACCUUCACAUGGGCCCUACCAACAGCCCCACCCUGUCACGACCAUUCGGAACUGCUUCAACUGGAUAUAACAAAGACGCCAACAACUCUGUAAAGGUCAUGCAUCUCGUGAAACCAAUGGAUCACUGUUCUCAAGACAACGAGGACAAGCUGGUCACAGAAGUGUACCUGACCAGACUGCUCACCAUGAAAGGCACUCUCAAACAGUUCAUUAAACGCAACUUGAAGAUGAUCUUGUCUGUAAAUAACGGUGUCACUCCUCUACCUCUUUGUAUCAAGUACAUGUUUGACUUCCUGGACGAGCAAGCUGCUGAGCAUGGCAUCGACGAUCCUGAUGUUGUUCAUGCCUGGAAGAGCAACGCCCUUCCGUUACGCUUCUGGGUGAAUCUGAUCAAGAAUCCGGACUUUAUCUUCGACGUUCCCAAGCCUACCAAGAUUGAAGGGUCUCUGAACGUUGUAGCUCAAACAUUGAUGGACGCCUGUUCAACUCAAGAUCAACUCCUGACCAAGGAUUCCCCAUCUUCCAAGUUGUUGUUUGCUGACGUUAUGGACGAGUAUAAAACUUGGGUCCAAGAGUACGUGGUACCGUGUUCACUUUUAUAUUACGUUCCUUUUUCAAGCUGAAAGAACUUUUAAAUUAACUCCGGGAUUUAAUUUUAUCUUCUUUCAGCUAUUACCGUGCCAUCCGUGAGAUGCCGCCAGUGAAGGAAGAACAAAUGAGCGCAUUCUUAGCCGAAGAAUCCAGAAACCACGCCAACGACUUUCGUGUCUUCUCCGCAUUGAACGAGCUCUACGUGUACGUGCAUCAGAACAAGGAAGCGGUACAAGAAGAGCUGUCGCAGAACGAUGUCGCCAUUCACCAACAACUUCCAGAAAAGUUCCAGAAGCUGCUGGACACGAUGGAGGUAAUUCCCGACGCUCUUAUCAUGAACAGCGGAUCGUUGGAGAACUACAACUCCAAGUCGAGGCUCAUGUCCAACUCGGCCAAUCGUUUCUAUUAG
Molecule: messenger RNA, 7906 nt
Organism: Bursaphelenchus okinawaensis
Lineage: Eukaryota; Metazoa; Nematoda; Chromadorea; Rhabditida; Aphelenchoididae
Source: the annotation of a GenBank genome assembly